UGGGUGAUGAAGUUAGGCAGGAUUUUUUUCUCUCACUCUUUGCACAAUUGUGCAAUUAUUCAGGAGGGCUUUUUUUGCACAGAGGAGGAGAAGCCGGGCAGUGGCCCGCUGGGAAGAUUGACAGCUUCCCCUUUGGUGCUCAGCUGCUGCCACGGGACCUUGGGGAGCACCAGUCUAAAGAGGAAGAAGGUGGUGACAGACGGACGGUGCUGGGCCUAGAGGCGUAAAUCUCACUGGGUUGUUGGGCACCGUGAAGGAGAACUGCGCACAAGGACACCUCCUCUCGGCUACAGCUGCCUGCGUUAGCUUCGGACCAUGGGCAAUGGCAUGAACAAGGUCCUGCCUGGACUUUACCUCGGGAACUUCGUAGAUGCCAAAGAUUUGGACCAGCUGAGCCGAAACGACAUCACUCACAUCCUCUCCAUUCAUGAAUCCCCGCAGCCGUUUAUUCCGGGAAUUACCUACCUUCGAAUUGCUCUGCCAGACAUGCCAGAGGCUAACAUCAAGAAGCACUUUAAAGAAUGCAUUCAUUUUAUCCACUCCUGUCGCCUGCGUGGAGGAAACUGCCUCGUGCAUUGCCUUGCCGGGAUCUCUCGCAGCACGACGAUCGUCCUCGUCUAUGUCAUGGCGGUGACGCAGCUGACCUGGCACGAGGCACUGGAAGCUGUCAAGGCAGUGCGCCCAGUCGCCAACCCCAACCUUGGAUUCCGUCAGCAGCUGGAGGAGUAUGGGAAGAGCAGGUCUGCGCAGAAGAUCCACCGGCAGCUUGAGCGCAAGUACGGACCAGGCCCGUUCAACGACGAGGAGGAGAUCCGAGCCUUGCUCCCGGAUAGCAAAAGGCAGGAUGGCGAUGUGCCUCAACAGAGGCUGGUGCCAAAGAGCCAAAGCACCAAGCACACGGAGCCCUUUCUGCAACGGCUAAAGCAGACUUUCUCCUGCCUCCCUGGAUGUCUGAAAUGAGCCUCUCUCAGGCACGCUGGGAAAGCACUGAGUUUAAGCACAUUGGACUGGCCAGAGCUCAAACCUAGCAAGGAAUGUGCUUGCCGCUGGAACCACGUGAGGAAAAUUUAAGUGGUAGUGGACACUGCAGUCAAGAGAGAGGGAAAUAUCCACGGGUGACAAGCUGUGCCUUGGUUGCAUUCACCUGUGGAAUGGAAGCAAGGGUUAGAAGAAGAGGGGCCCAGGAAGCGCUCUGCAGAUGCUAACGGCCCUCGGAUUCAUUUCUGACCAGAAGGGCCAUGAGAAAUGGCUUGUCCUGCAGUAUUCGUCGAUGCCGCCUCUGGGACUUGCACCCGUCUGCUGAUCAAAGACUUCCCAGCGUAGGUUCUUUGGCAGGAGAACAAGGAUUCUUCAGUUAAUUGUUGCAUAGAAUUGGAGAGGGCGGGGGGGGGGAUUUAAAAAACAAGAAAGGCUGACAGAGAAGGUUUUUGCACAGUUAAAUGAUUUUUCUAUCUGAGGGCACAUCAGGUCUUCUUGUGUGCAUGCGCAGAUGUGAAAUAAGAGCCUGCAUUGUAAAAAUAGGCAAAUCAGUCGAAAGAAAAUGGGGAGGGGUGCCAGCUUCAUAAUGGGUGGACGCUCCAGUUGCCUUUUAAUAUUUGCCCCAGUGAAAGAAUUCUAGCUAGUGUAGAGCCCUAGAGUAGUGGGACAACGUUGAGAGAAGUUUCAUCUGCCAAGAUUCUCCUUCCUGCCCAACUAUUAAAGAUUUAGGUGUCUGAAGACAGGAGCUCUGUUGCACCCUGAAAAUCCUGUUGGUCUCUAAAGUUCCCCUGGACUCAAAUCCUGCUUUUCUACAGCAGAGCAACACGGCUGCCUACCUAAAAAGAUGCCCAAGCACUGGCCACCAAUCUGCUCUUUGAACAGGUGAGAGAUUGCAGACUGGGAAGGACAAUAGGAGCAUAGUGCAUUCCCUCAGCACGGAGAAGGAAAAGGAGUUCUAGCCUUUCCCUACUGAACUGACAGAUGCAGUCGGUGGGAAGAGGGGCUUUUAAAAUGCCUCCAUACAGGGCCUUUUUUCUGGGGAAAGAGGUGGUGGAACUCAGUGGGUUGCCCUCGGAAAAAAUG
Eublepharis macularius is the source of this 2061-nucleotide messenger RNA. It is a transcript of the gene DUSP15, whose product is annotated as dual specificity phosphatase 15. Gene Ontology annotation, molecular function: protein tyrosine/serine/threonine phosphatase activity. The record is from RefSeq and is a predicted model, not a curated record. Gene Ontology annotation, biological process: regulation of cell population proliferation; protein dephosphorylation; positive regulation of JNK cascade. Lineage: Eukaryota; Metazoa; Chordata; Lepidosauria; Squamata; Eublepharidae. Gene Ontology annotation, cellular component: cytosol. The transcript is spliced from 8 exons. Bases 316 to 960 code for a protein of 214 amino acids.